CACACCAUGCGGUCUAUUUGUUACUAGGAUCUCACCGGUCUUUUGAUCGUUCUAGUGGAACGAUGCACUGUGUCGGACGAUGAGAUUCCGAAUCAUCCCCUGGCCAUUGUAUCUCUCGAGUGAUUCUUCACAUAUUAUCUUCACAUAUCCAUUGCUUGCUACGUCUUGCUAGUACGCGAACCUACUGGUGAAAUCCAAAUAGCGUAUGUCCAUACCAGCAGCGCCCCUUCGGAACCAUCAAUUGAGCCAAACAACUCGAAAGCUUUAACGGUGGUGAAAGAUGUCAGAAUACAAAAUGUCCUACGAAGCGGAGCUGGAUUCCUACCAGCUCUACCACCGAUACGAACAACCCCGAUCACAGGGUAAAGAUUGGAAACAGGCAGCUCUGCGAGGUCCCGCCCUGCCGACGCUGGGCAACGCCCUGGCAGGAGCUAUUGGGGCCGCGUUGUCGAAUGUGGCGACAUACCCCUUGAGUCUGAUUGUUGCGCGGCUGCAGACGCAGUCUACCCAGACCUCUAAUAAGGGGAAAGCCCACAGAUCACAAGAGAGGAGUGAGGGGGGAGAAGGAGAUACUGGCGAUAAGUAUGCCGGCGUGCUGGACGCCGCGCGCAAGAUUUACACGCAGGAAGGCCUCGGGAGCUUCUAUACCGGCCUCGCGCAGGAUACCGCAAAGUCAGUGCUCGACUCAUUUCUGUUCUUCCUUGCAUAUGAGCACCUGCGGCAGCGCAGGAUUCGGGCUCGCUUUGCGGGGCGGAGGACGAAACAUACGGUCUUGCCGGUGCUUGAUGAGCUAGUGAUUGGGGUGAUCGCCGGGGCGUUUGCGAAGCUGUUCACGACCCCGCUGGCAAAUAUCGUGGCACGGAAGCAGACAGGCAGGAAAAUGUCAGCAGAUGCAUCGACAAGGGAGAUUGCGGCGCGGAUCCUCGCUGAGAAAGGCUUGCGUGGGUUCUGGUCGGGGUACUCAGCUUCGCUGAUCUUGACGCUCAACCCGUCGCUGACGUUCUUCUUGAACGAGGUGCUGAAUUAUGCGCUCCUGACGCGGCGGCAGGAUCGGACAAGGCAGAAGAAGCCCUCGCCUUUGGUGACCUUUCUGCUCGCUGCCGUCAGCAAAUCGAUGGCGUCGGCGGUGACGUAUCCGUUCUCCAAAGCCAAGACCCGCGCGCAGGUCAUGGGGGAUGAUUUCAUGUCAAAAGCCACGGCAGAUGAGCCCAAGAAUAGUGAUAACGGCGAGACUGAUGAGGGAAUGUCGUUUACGCCGGCGAUCGUCAGCAAUGUCAUCAAUAUUGCUCGCACGGAAGGCGUCGCAGGUCUCUACGCGGGCCUGCCCGCUGAGGUCCUCAAGGGGUUCUUCUCGCACGGUUUUACCAUGCUGGCCAAGGAUGCAGUCUACUCGGCCAUCGUCCAGAGCUACUACCUGCUCUUGAUUGCGCUACGGAAAUAUCCCAGCCCCGAGGAGCUGAUUCAGCGCGCCCGGGAACAGGCGGAAGAGUAUGCCGACGUCGCUCGAGAGGGCGCUCGCGAACUGGCGGAGAAGACCAAGAAUAGCGCAGAGGGGGUGAUGCACACUCUGACAGUGCAGGGAGAACCCGAGGAGGCCAAUCUGCUGGGCAACAACGAGACGGCGGAGAUGGUAGGGGAUUAUGUGGAUGAUGACGAUACUUCCUCUCUUUUUUUAACGCUUCCCAUGUCGAAUGCAUCCAUCCCAGGUCCAGGCCUGGGCGACCUCGAGAAAGAAUUAACUUGCUCGAUUUGUACAGACCUCCUCUACCAACCCCUCACUCUCCUCAACUGCCUCCACACCUUUUGCGGCUCGUGUCUCAAAGAGUGGUUCGCCGUGCAAGGAACCCGUUCCCGACCGUCUUCGUCUGCCCGCUUCACCUGCCCAUCAUGUCGUGCGGCCGUGCGCGACACCCGUCCCAAUGCCACUGUGACCACAUUACUCGAUAUGGUCUUGACAGCCAGUCCCGAUCGGGACAAAUCGGCCGCAGAGAAAGAGGAGAUCGCCCAUAGAUAUAAGCCGGGCGACUCGGUAUUUCCACCACAAGAAGACCAGGGUUCAGAUGAAGAAGACCGACGGGUACUGGAGGAAGUAAGGGCUUUAAGCCUGCAAGACACCCGGUCGAGACAUCGCCAGCAACAACAGCGAUCGAGGCAUUCGUCGCGGAGUCGUUAUCGGCGGGUGGAGGGUACGGAUGCGGAUUCGGAUGCGCGCAGAAGGGAGGAGGAUGGACGGUCUCGGCGACGACGCGAGGCUUCUUCUUCAUCGCGACGACAGCAGCGGCGAGCGGCUGGGGAGGGCAGCUCGGAGCGGUCGACACGACGGGUGGAGCAUCAGUCGAGUUUGAGAUCGUUGCUGAGUUUAUCGGACACGGAGACGAUGCAAGAGGAGAUAUUACGACAGAUCUUCGAGGAAGGAUUGUUAGACGAUAUUGAUCUGGAUAAUAUGGGUCCGUCGCAGGAGGAAGAGCUCAGUGAGCGCAUCGCGGAGGCAUACCGUCGACGGCACAGGCUACGAGCACGGUCCCAGCAGCGGCGACAGGAGCCUCCAGAGAAUCCGCAAACACCGUCUUCUCGACCCCGCGCGCGCUCCCAAUCUGUGCAGCGGACGGACAAUGGUACAGCGACUGCUGCUACGAGAGACACAAGAGAGUCGAAUGGGGGUCCUCCGCUGUCGAGACCAUAUCUUCUGGAUCCGCUUGUCGCGCGUGAUGGAACCUCUGGCCACCAAAGGCGCCUGUCAGAUCAGGGUGGUAGUAGAAGCCGUCGAAGGACGUCGCCUGUACCUGUCGCCGCGGCGUCUGCUUCAGAAGUCUCGCUGCGGCCGGCAGCGCGGUCUUCUACUGACGUGGCUGCUGAUCGACCGCGGAAUUCGGAAGCCGCGCGCGCAAGGACAUCGGAAUCGUCGACAUCGUCUCGGUUACGCCGCGCCACGGCAUCCGAACAGAACGUCCCAAACAUCUGGAUUGAGGGAGCAAGAGAAAGGCAGCUUCGUUCGUCUUCUGGAAGGUCGUCAAUCGAUUCUCCUCGGGUGGCUUCAGCUUUGAAUCAUCGGGGACGCGAUGGAUCUUGGCCGACCAGUCCGGAUGAGCCAUCUACAGUACCACCUCCAACAAGCUCUUUGGUGGCUGAGGUAGGGGGCGCGGCUAGGCAGGAAUCUCGUUCACGACCAUCAUCCUCCCGGUCAAAUGUGCCUCCUCGAUCUGCGACACUAUAUGCGGAACCGUCGAUCAAGUGUGACCGGUGUGAUAAGCCCAACAUUCAGUAUGGUUUGCAUAAAAGAUGUUCCACCUGCAGGGAAGGAAACUUUCAUCUAUGUCUGCGAUGUUAUCGCACCGGCCGCGGUUGUCUAGACUGGGCAGGCUUCGGAGCCUCUGCAGAAGCAGACCUGGAAGGUAUUCGUGCAUCAUCAUCGACCGGCGGAUUUCGAGCCCCAAACGAGCCAUUGCAUAUACUUCAGUCUUGCAAAUAUCUUCAAGCACCGGAAACAGCCUAUCGAUUCAACAGAGAUGGAGGGAUGGUCACCAGUGACGACCCCGCCCGAAGAUUGCAAACUGGGCUGUUCUGUGAUAGCUGUCAGUCUACAGCAAACGACUGUCUCUGGAAAUGUAGCCAAUGCAACGAGGGAGACUGGGGCUUUUGUAACCGGUGCGUUAAUCAAGGCCGCUGCUGCACACAUGCUCUUCUUCCUAUUUGUCGUAUUACUCGCGACAGCCCAUUAGCUUCGCCCACGCGGGCUUACACAAAUGUACCAAAUGGCACCCCGAAUGACUGCAGUGUCGCCUCCGCGUUAGAGACUGAAUCCUAUAAGACUCUUUCUUUCACCACGAAUUGUGACAUCUGCACGCAUCCUAUCCCCGCCUCAACGCUCCGCUUUCACUGUCUCGUAUGCAAUGACGGCGAUUACGAUAUCUGCGCGAAUUGCUACCUCCGUCUAGUUGCCAUAGGCAAGAUACGCAAGGAGAAUGGCCACAAUGGCUGGAGGCGCUGCAUCAAAGGCCACCGCAUGAUUGUGGUCGGCUUUGACGAGCAUGAAGAGGGACAGCGCCGCGUGAUCGUUCGGGAUCUGGUAGGUGGACGUGCCUUGAAGGACGACCACUUUCAACAGGCUCUUUCUUCUUCUUCUCCGUUCAGCAUCUCCACCGCAGCCAGUGCGACCGCUAUCUUCAACAAUACAGACUCUACUCCUGGAAGUCCAAUCUCACCCACAGGGCCGGGGAUAGCCUCGCCUGAGUUCGCACCUGGCGACUGGCUGUGGAAGGAGGGCUCAGAACGUCGCAAGAAGGCUUCUCGUCUGCGCCCGUGGCCUCUGAGCGGCGAUCGUGAUCGCACCGCUGUCAUCAAUUCUUCUUCUUCUGAACCUAGUACUCCCAAUACGCCAAUUUUCGCUCCGGCGGCAGCGCCGUCCGUGACUUCAUCCUCAAGACGCUACCCUCCAGAUGGCGGCGUCGGCCUCGUCGCUCAUGCCCUGUGGUCGUGGUAUCCUGAAGACGGCGUCAAAGAUGAGCUCAUGUUCCCUCGUGGCGCGGAAAUUACGGAAGCGGAGAACAUCAACGACGACUGGUACUGGGGGUGUUAUGCCGGUUUGACGGGGUUAUUUCCAGGCUCACAUGUCGAGGUGGUGGGUGAGAUCAUAUAAGGGAUGGGUGCCAUUGUACCGGCUGGUGCAGAUGAGCAGCGAUUUGGGCUUUGCACAUUACGUGGUCCUAUCUCACUUAAAACUCCCUUCUGUUUCUUUCUCCUUGGAUGCUUUAAGAUGCUUUCUUGUCGGCUGCUCAUACUUGACCUGAGUCCGGCACCGAUCAUCUUUUAAUAAUGUGCAUGAAUGAUGUAGCAUAUGAUGAUGAUCAUGAUGAUUAUGAUUAUGACUUUUUUCUCUUGUCAAGGCGAUCUUACUUCUCG
Aspergillus saccharolyticus JOP 1030-1 is the source of this 4899-nucleotide messenger RNA. RefSeq lists its product as uncharacterized. Lineage: Eukaryota; Fungi; Ascomycota; Eurotiomycetes; Eurotiales; Aspergillaceae. Bases 281 to 4636 code for a protein of 1451 amino acids. Gene Ontology annotation, molecular function: protein binding; zinc ion binding. The transcript is spliced from 4 exons. The record is from RefSeq and is a predicted model, not a curated record.